Messenger RNA from Drosophila biarmipes, 570 nucleotides. RefSeq lists its product as uncharacterized. The record is from RefSeq and is a predicted model, not a curated record. The transcript has 2 exons. Lineage: Eukaryota; Metazoa; Arthropoda; Insecta; Diptera; Drosophilidae. The coding region runs from base 1 to 570 and encodes 189 amino acids.
AUGAAAGCGUUGACCACUUGUACCUUGUUCUGGAUAUUGUGGUUCAACAACCACAUCUGCUUGAAAUGUCAGGAACGCAACUUUCGAAUAAAGUUAGAAGAGUUCUCAGUGAAAUACAGGGUACGUGAUUUGAUCGAGCAUAUUGAUUUCCGCAUCGUUCACCUCAACAAUCGGAGCUUUGUUAAUGGUGAGAUGAUAUUGAAGUCGGACGUGGAGGAUAUACUAAUGCACACCGCUAUGGACUUUUGGAAGGCAAGCAACAAAAAGAAACUCAAACUAUAUGAUGGUCGCAUGGAUGCUUGUAAAUUCCUUAGAACUUCACACCGGUUUGGAUUGUUUAACAUUUACGUAAAAAGUUUUAGAAAACACACAAACGCCAACUUCUCGUGCCCCCUAAAAAUGAAUUACAGCUAUACCUUGACCAACUGGCAUAUGGAUGAGAGGGAUCUUCCUCCUUUCGUUCCUUUUGGUACAUUUCGCACCAUUACCGAAUAUUUUACCCAAGACCGAUUAGCAUUACGAAUCGCUACGCAAGGAAAAGUAAUUGCCAAUAAGUUGGCGGAUGUGUAA